AUGAUAUUAAUAAAUUUUUGGAAAUGGAAUACAUUCUUGCUCAAUAUUCAUUAUAAUAUAUAUAGCAUUCGUAAUUUUAGAAUUUCACGAAGUGCUGCAUGGCAUUUGGGGCCAAAACAUGAGCAACAAAAAGAUGGACAUGAUCGCCAAUGGAUCAACCGAUAUGAUGGACAUGAUAGUGGAUAUAUGAUUGAAAAAGAUGGUCAUCAUCAGAAGAAUAUCGCAGCUUUCAAUCAUGCUAUCAAAGAAGAAUCUGAACAACACGCGUUGAAAUCUGCAGCAGGAGCUGGGAAACAUACCGCGGGUUCAGCUGAAAAGGGUGCUUCUAAGCAUGCUGAUCAAGCUAGUGCUCUAGGAAAAGAUGUCAAAGCGAAAACUUUCGGUUUCUUUGAUUACCAAUACAAGCAACCAGAAUACCAUGUUGAACAGUUCUAUACAGAUGAAAAACACGGACGUAAAUUUGGAGCUGAUCGUUUGCAUCAUUCUUUGAAAGAUCACGAAUCAGAUGCGCACGAAGCAUCUGGAUGGGGAAAGCAUGGCAAGGGAUAUCAUAAUGAUGCCCAUGGUAUUGAUGCUCGUGAAAAUGGAGCGAAACAUCAUUAUAAUUGGAAAAACGAUUUUCACAAAGGUUACGGUAAAGAGGAUGAAAUAGAUUACUCAAAAGGUCGCGGAGCUCAUGAACAAUAUUCACAUCAUGACGUUGUUGUGCCAGAACGUCACGAUCAUCAUCAUUAUCAUCAUAAUCACAAAGAUCACAAUGGAUGGGCUGUCCCGGCUGAACGAGGUUAUGGAUAUGAGCUAAACUUGUGGGACUAUCCAGAAGAACGUAGUACUUGGGGCAAGUGGGGUCAUGGCUGGGGUCAUAUAUGGCAUUAA
This is a messenger RNA of Thelazia callipaeda (thelaziosis nematode), 876 nucleotides long. NCBI's taxonomy places the organism in Eukaryota, Metazoa, Nematoda, Chromadorea, Rhabditida, Thelaziidae. The record is from the annotation of a GenBank genome assembly.